AUGUCCCAAGCAAACAACAACGUCGUCCUUCUUCUUCAAUCUUGGGACCAUCCCGACAGUGUCUACCUUCGCGCUCAACAGCGUGCCGAGAUACUCUCUCUUGGCAGCGAUGAUCCAGGCACUCCUCCCACUGCCGACAACGUCCCCAUCUUUCUUGUCGCCUAUCUUUCUGGUAUUCCAGUCGGCUGUGGUGGCCUUCGACCAUUGCACCACCCAUCCGUUCCGGCGUACAGCAAUAUCGCCGAAAUCAAGAGGAUGUUUGUCCAUCCAGCACAUCGACGAGACAGAGGCAAUGGCUCAUCCAUCGCCCAACGCAUACUUGGCCAACUCGAAGCAGAAGCGAGAGGAAGAGGAUGA
This is a messenger RNA of Exserohilum turcica Et28A, 357 nucleotides long. RefSeq lists its product as uncharacterized. Gene Ontology annotation, molecular function: acyltransferase activity, transferring groups other than amino-acyl groups. Lineage: Eukaryota; Fungi; Ascomycota; Dothideomycetes; Pleosporales; Pleosporaceae. The transcript has a single exon. Bases 1 to 357 code for a protein of 118 amino acids. The record is from RefSeq and is a predicted model, not a curated record.